Pieris macdunnoughi is the source of this 243-nucleotide messenger RNA. The record is from the annotation of a GenBank genome assembly. Lineage: Eukaryota; Metazoa; Arthropoda; Insecta; Lepidoptera; Pieridae.
AUGAUAAUUGUAGGAGGCGCCGUAAGCCGACACCGACUGAGGAUUACAGAGCCCGAAACCCGUCGUGUCUCGCAACCGCCCGCCGCGCCUUAUCACGCCUCGUUACUUGCGGAGGAAUUUACGAAAAUUAUAUUAGAUCCAUUCACGGUGAAAAUCAAAGGGAAGCGUUGGAAAAUAAGCUUUAUGUACAACGAAGAAAACAUCAUGUUGCUUGCAAGGUAUGGCGAGCUGCUGGUUCGCUAA